This is a messenger RNA of Mycosarcoma maydis (corn smut), 1476 nucleotides long. RefSeq lists its product as uncharacterized. The record is from RefSeq and is a predicted model, not a curated record. Gene Ontology annotation, cellular component: nucleus; preribosome, small subunit precursor; preribosome, large subunit precursor. Bases 1 to 1476 code for a protein of 491 amino acids. Gene Ontology annotation, biological process: rRNA processing. NCBI's taxonomy places the organism in Eukaryota, Fungi, Basidiomycota, Ustilaginomycetes, Ustilaginales. The transcript has a single exon.
AUGGCAGACGUAUCAUCGUCAAGAGCAAGCGGGUCAAAGCGCAAAGCGCUUGCGGCUAGCGCUGCUGCAGCUUCUGGGCCUAAGAGCAAGAAAUCGCGAUCUGUUAGCGAGGAAGAUGCAUCUAUACCGCUCGGGCGUGCGCUAGCGUCUACCGAGAAACGUAUUCGCGAUGGUGCAGUUCGAUCUCUACAAGCCUAUCUCUCGACGAAUGGAGCACACACCAUCCCCGCACUCGAACUACAGAAACUUUGGAAAGGCCUGUUCUACUGCUUUUGGAUGAGCGACAAACCUCUGAUUCAACAACGUCUCGCCAACGAUCUGGCCCAACUCGUCCUUGUCCAUCCCGCCACGUCGUCUACGACGCAGGAUGGCGUGUCGGAACGUGCCAUAGCAGGUUUGAAAUUCUUAGAGGCGUUUUGGGACACGAUUGUAGCAGAGUGGUCUGGUCUGGACAAACAUAGGAUCGACAAAUUCUACCUUCUUGUACGACGCUUCGUCGCGGCAGGUUUCCGACUGCUUGCAGAGGAAAAGUGGCCGUCGGAAGCGGUGAAGGAUUUCGGAAGAAUUCUGGGAAAGUCUGAAGGUGGCGUGUUGAGUACGAAUGAUCCCAGAGUUCCUGACAGCUUGACGUACCAUUUGUCGGAUAUCUACCUGGACGAGUUGGAGAAGGUCUUAGAAACACAUGCCGAGUCGGAAGAAGCCAAGGAGGAGGAAGCGCAAGAGGAGGAUGAUCUGCCGCUGGUACCGACGUUGGAGCUGUUGAUGCCGUUUGUGGAUGCGUUGGCUACGGCCAAGAGUAAAGCUAUGUACGAUAGGAUCUGGAGCAACGUCUUGGAGCCUUUGCUGGACGACACCUUGCGAGCGUCGGCACGGGACGAGGAGGACGUCGAUCUCGACCUAACCUCGAAUGACGAGGAAGAAUCGAUCGAUGAGGACGCAGAGGAAGAACCAGGGGACGAAACUGCCAACGGAACUGAAUUCCACUCUUUCGCAGACGAAUCCACCGUCACCGCUCAAGACGACGAAUCAGAACCUUCUAUCCCGGACUCGUCCGACUCGGACAGCGAAGACGAAGGAGAGAAUGACGUUCGAUUCCCCCUGCUGCUUGCACUCUCCUCUGUACCUGCUCCGAAGAUCGACGAAGAUGCCAAGGACGACGAUGAGCAUCUUGACGAUACGCACAUCGACGUGGCCCUGGUACUGCGCAAAGCUAUCUUCCAAGCACUAUUCACCGCAGCUUCGCGCAAGGAUGCGACCGAGGCCCGCCGAAGGCUCCUCUACCAGUUGUGGAGGAAUGAACAGGAUCGACUCAAUGAUCUCAACGACGGUGGCGACGAAGAACAAGAAGAAGAAGAAGAAGAAGAAGAAGAAGAAGAAGAAGAAGAAGAGGAGGAGGAGGAGGAGGAGGAGGAGGAGGAGGAGGAGGAGGAGGAGGAGGAGGAGGAGGAGGAGGAGAACGACGAGGAGGAAGAAUAG